AUGAAGUUGUUCUCUACUCUCGCCCUCGCCCUCAUCCCUUCCUCCGCCUUUGCCGUUACAAUUGGCUACGAUAGUGGCUAUGGCAUUAGCACCAACUCACUCGCCAAUGUCGCUUGUUCCAACGGCGCUAAUGGUCUCCUGACCAAGGGAUUCACCACAUACGGCUCCCUUCCCACCUUCCCUAACAUCACAUCAUCUGAUUCCAUCGCGGGAUGGAACAGUCCGAACUGUGGGACUUGCUGGCAGUUGUCAUACAACGGUCUCACCGCUACGGUAAUAGCAAUUGACCAUGCGCUGUCAGGAUUCUACACUUCGCAGGCCACAUUAGAUGCUUUGACAGGCGGACACGCAGUUGAGUUUGGAACGGUGCAGGGUACGGCGACCCAAGUUGCUGCAUCGGCUUGCGGCUUGUAA
Molecule: messenger RNA, 414 nt
Organism: Desarmillaria tabescens
Lineage: Eukaryota; Fungi; Basidiomycota; Agaricomycetes; Agaricales; Physalacriaceae
Product: immunomodulatory protein
Exons: 1
Coding region: 1-414 (137 amino acids)
Source: RefSeq, a predicted model, not a curated record